Messenger RNA from Plasmodium falciparum 3D7, 1410 nucleotides. It is a transcript of the gene POFUT2, whose product is annotated as GDP-fucose protein O-fucosyltransferase 2. The transcript has 2 exons. Lineage: Eukaryota; Apicomplexa; Aconoidasida; Haemosporida; Plasmodiidae. Bases 1 to 1410 code for a protein of 469 amino acids. Gene Ontology annotation, biological process: protein O-linked glycosylation via fucose. The record is from RefSeq and is a predicted model, not a curated record. Gene Ontology annotation, cellular component: endoplasmic reticulum. Gene Ontology annotation, molecular function: peptide-O-fucosyltransferase activity.
AUGAAAUUUAUAAUUGUUUUACUUUUAUUUUUUUUUUUUAAAGUGAUAGACAGGGUUAUAUGUGUAACCCCCCAAAAAUUGAUUUGUUUAAAAGAGGAUGUAUAUUUAGGGGACUUUUUUUUUUUUUUGAAAAGGAAGAAAUAUAUUAUGUACGAUGUAAAUAUAGGGGAAGGCUUCAACCUACAAAAAGAAAUAUUUUACAGACUAAGUUUGGUUAUCUAUAAUUUGAACAAGAAGGAUAAGAUAAACAUAUAUUAUCUUGUACUUCCACCUUGGUGUUAUGUUACACAUUGGAAUAUAAGAAAAGGAAAUAAUUUAAGGUGGGAAUUUUUUUUUAAUACAGAUAUUAUGAAGAAGGUUAUUCCUAUUAUCGAAUAUGAAGAAUAUGAAAAAUUAUAUGGGAAUUAUUCUGACAUUAUGAUAAAUAGUAAAUAUAUUCUUGAUAACUAUAAAGAGAAAAGUUUUCUUAUUUUACCUUUCGAAGAAUGUAAUAUUAAUGUUAAUAGGUUCAAACAAUUUUGUAAAAAAUGUGAACAUAAAUAUAAUGUUCUAUAUUCUGGUUAUUGUACAACUAUAAACACAAAACAGAGUGAAUGUUAUUCAUAUAAUAUGAUAAGUAAUUAUUUUAUAACUUCUAUAUUAGAAAAUUUAUUUCUAUAUAAUAUUACGUCUGUUUUAAUAAAACAAAGUACAAAUAUAUUAGUACCUUUUGUUAAUGAACUAUAUCAAAGUAAUUUAGAAGAUAUAUUAUUAUUUAAUAAUAAAUUAUUAUCAUAUGGUAAUAAUUAUAUAUCUAAUAUAUUAAAAACAAAUCAUUAUAUAAGUUCCCAUUUAAGAUAUACUGAUUUCAAAUAUAUAUCAAGAUAUAAUGUUCCUCCUAUUCAUAUCGCUUUACUAAAAUUAUUAUAUAUUAUGUUUAUAAAUAAUUGUCGUAUAAUUUUUAUAGCUUCUGAUGAAAAAGUAGAAAUACAAAAAGUUAUAAACAAAGAUUUUCAUCAAUAUAAAAAACAUUUUUAUUUUUAUAAUAAUCAAAAUAAUUUACAUGAAGGAGAAUUUUCGAUUAUUGAGCAAUGGAUUUGUACAAGGUCUUAUAUUUUUAUAGGUAAUAUCUUCUCAAGAUUUACUAUGAAUAUAAAUUGGGAAAGACAUUUAAUAAAUAAAGGACAAAUUAAUCAAAAUAUAGAUCUCUGUUCUUAUCAUAUAAAUGAUGAUAACGAUCAAGAUAUUAAAAAUAGUUAUAAAAAAAUUGUUCAUAUAUUUAAUCAUAAAGCAUUACAAAAAAUUAAAAAUAUAUAUGACAAUUAUUCAGACAGGGAUAAAAAAUAUAUUAAUACUAUAUGUUACAAUUUUCUUUCUCAUUUUCCUAAUAAUAGGAGUAUAUAUCGAAAGGAAUAUAUUACCAACACAUAA